GUCUCGUUCUCGUUCGACCGAUUGUGUGCGCUGUUUGAUCGAAGAACCUUCGCUUACUUACACUACUGCGUCUCAUUGGCCUCCGGACAAGCGCUCGCCGACGUCAUCAGCAAUCAAUCCUCCGCACCGCACAGCCAACCAGCCGCACUAACGGGAGUUUGAAACCAAGAGCUACUGGCACUGCGCGACAAGACUGGCUGGCAAGAUUCGUCGGAUCUUCUCUUGCCCCGUGGCACCUUGUCUCUUCUCGCUGAAUAAUUGAAAGUCCUUGGCUUCUGUCAUCUCGAGUGUUGAUCAACGAGGUCCUUUUCCAUAGCGCAAACAUGGCGACGGGCACCUCCCCUAUGGCUGAUUUUCAUAUUGAACCCGAAGUUGGCUCUUCUCCUCCUCAAAGCCGUACAAUUCCCAGUGCAAGCUCAACCUCGGUCUCAGUGCAGCCGAUACCAAUCCAGCAAUCAAGGCUUGAGGAGCGUUCCGCCAUUGCCCAGGCUGAUGGACUCAUGAAUCACAACGCUGGUCAUACUGAUGGAGUAUUUGAAGCUGAUGACGAUGACUUCGUGGCUGUAGACCAUGACGACGUUGCGGAUUCCACCUGGUAUUUCCGUCAGCCGACUCUUCCAAAGCCAACGCAGCUCGAUGAACUCCAUCCGUUCGUGCAGAUACUGUCGGUAUCAAAUGCAGAUGAGUGCGUGCAAGUUGAAUCAGCCUUUCCGGAAAAUGAAAGGUGCUCGAGAGAGAAGAUCCUUUAUCGUCUCACCAAGUGUCCCGAACUCUCGCUUGGAGUCUUUUCCCGCCCGCGAAUCGCGCCCCAUCAGGAGAGGCCUAAAGCUACCCUCGUUGCCCAUAUUCUUGCUACAAGAACUCCGGCGCCGGCCGUAACUGACGCUUCGAUGGAACUCCCAGAAAAUUGGCGACAUAGGUCAUCGACUCUUCCCAAUGCAUCUGGCGUUGAGCCUUUGGGCCAUCAAGAUCAAGGAUCAACAAUCGCGAUCCACUCACUUGCUGUAGUUCCAGAGCACCAGGGGAAAGGCCUCGGCAAAACGCUGAUGAAAGCAUACAUUCAGCGGAUUAGGGAUGCAAAAAUUGCCGACCGAAUCGCUCUACUGUCGCAUGACCACUUAGUUCCCUUUUACACGAGCCUGGGCUUUAAGAACUGCGGACCGAGCGAGUGUACAUUUGGAGGUGGUGGUUGGCACAGUUUGAUUCUUGAGUUUUAACGUCUGCAUGUGGAAAGCCCGAGGAUUUUAAUUACCCAUCUUAACAGCUUUGCU
Messenger RNA from Coccidioides immitis RS, 1271 nucleotides. RefSeq names its product acetyltransferase. Gene Ontology annotation, molecular function: aralkylamine N-acetyltransferase activity. Bases 324 to 1217 code for a protein of 297 amino acids. Lineage: Eukaryota; Fungi; Ascomycota; Eurotiomycetes; Onygenales; Onygenaceae. The transcript has 4 exons. Gene Ontology annotation, cellular component: cytoplasm. The record is from RefSeq and is a predicted model, not a curated record.